AGUAACAAGAAAAUGGGUUCACAGGUAUCUGAGAAAGUGAAGCUUCUUGUAGCUGUGCUUGCACUCCAAGUCUGCUAUGCAGGAUUUCACAUAGUUUCUAGGACUGCACUCAACAUGGGUAUCAGCAAAAUUGUCUUCCCGGUUUACAGGAACAUCAUUGCUUUGGCUUUGCUGGCUCCCUUUGCAUAUUUUCUAGAGAAAAAAGAUAGACCACCUCUUACCUUAUCCUUCCUCUUUCAACUCUUUCUUCUAGCAUUAUGUGGGAUAACUGCUAACCAAGGGUUUUACCUCUUGGGCUUGUACUACCUAUCUCCAACCUAUGCUUCAGCAAUUCAAAACUCUGUCCCGGCCAUAACAUUUGCCAUGGCAGCAGCUCUCGGGCUUGAACAGAUCAAUAUCAAGUGCAGGUAUGGUGUGGCAAAGGUGGUAGGAACAGUAGCCAGCAUCGGAGGUGCCACGGUUAUUACCCUCUACAAGGGUCCUCCCUUGCUGGAUGGCAAGCUUCUCCUCGUUUCCUCUGCCAACACAAUCCUGAACUGGACCCUUGGUUGUGUCUACAUCCUUGGCAAUUGCAUUGCAUGGUCUGGGUGGAUGGUGCUUCAGGUUCCAGUGCUCAAGAAGUACCCUGCAAGGCUCUCAGUCACCACAAUCACCUGCUUCUUCGGUCUAAUCCAGUUCCUCAUCAUAGCAGCCUUUGCAGAGAAGGACAUUGAGAGGUGGAAAGUCCACUCAGGAGGAGAGCUGCUCACAAUCCUCUAUGCUGGUCUUGUGGCAUCAGGAAUUUCUUUCUCCCUCCAGAUUUGGUGCAUCGAUAGAGGAGGUCCUCUAUUUGUUGCAGUCUUCCAACCAGUGCAGACUGUGGUGGUGGCCAUCAUGGCAACUGCGAUACUUGGUGAUGAGUUGUACUUAGGAGGGAUAAUUGGAUCCAUCCUUAUUGUUCUUGGACUCUACUUUGUUCUCUGGGGGAAGAGUGAAGAGAAAGCAGCACAAGUUGUAGAGGAUAAGGAUCUAAGAAGGCAUCUCCUUGACCAAGAGACUUCAUAUAAAGAAAUUGGUGCAGUCUCUGGUAUUCCAUGA
This is a messenger RNA of Zingiber officinale, 1077 nucleotides long. Its product is annotated as auxin-induced protein 5NG4-like. Lineage: Eukaryota; Viridiplantae; Streptophyta; Magnoliopsida; Zingiberales; Zingiberaceae. Bases 13 to 1077 code for a protein of 354 amino acids. Gene Ontology annotation, cellular component: plasma membrane. The record is from RefSeq and is a predicted model, not a curated record. The transcript has 6 exons. Gene Ontology annotation, molecular function: transmembrane transporter activity.